CCCAGCCUUUGCAGGUUUUUACAGAUCACGUGACGUGGUUAUGGAUUGAAGGACUACUCCCGCGCUCUGCGCUGUUCGCUCGUCAUCUAUCGUAUCGACCACCACCGCAUUUGUCUUUCAAACGCUUGAUCUAAGUACGACUGCUGCAGAAUACAAAGCUGUUUUAGAACGAUAAAGGAUAGCAUACUGAUUAGCAGGAACACAGAGGAAGAAAGGGAUAUAAAAUGUCCUCGAAAUCAACAGCUCCAGAGACUGAGAAGCCCGUCGACGCGGCUACCGCAAAGACAGAGGACAAGGCCGCCGUCGUGACUUUAGAAGAGGACGACGAGUUUGAGGAUUUCCCUGCCGAAGACUGGAACGACGCCGAUGCGGAGAUGGCGAUUCCUGGCGGCAAGGAGCAUUUAUGGGAAGAGAACUGGGACGACGACGACGCCGACGAUGAUUUCUCGUCGCAGCUCAAAGUCGAGUUGCAGAAGGCGGGCAAAUAAGCUAUUCGCGAUAUGAUCUCCCUCUUUUGUCUUCCUCUUUGUCUUUCUCUAUGAUUAUGGCGAAGUGCAAUACACAAAGACGGUGAUGGGUGGCGUGCGUCGAUGCCACUGGACGCCAAUGAGGCUGCUCUUAGUCCAGUCCAUCGAUCUCUCUCGCAUAUCAACUGCCUUUCUUCAUUUGCUUGUUUGUUUCUUUACAUCAUUUGGUGUUGUAUGAUUAGUUUGUCGUUUGUCCAGGCGUUGACUCAUUUUAGAAAAUCAGCAAAUCUUUUGUUCAAUAUCCUUGUUUUUAUAUUACUGCAAGUCACAAAAGAGAAAAAUUCAGGUCAAUUACGUAUAUCCAAA
Molecule: messenger RNA, 833 nt
Organism: Myxozyma melibiosi
Lineage: Eukaryota; Fungi; Ascomycota; Lipomycetes; Lipomycetales; Lipomycetaceae
Product: DSS1/SEM1 family-domain-containing protein
Exons: 3
Coding region: 225-488 (87 amino acids)
Biological process (GO): proteasome assembly; mRNA export from nucleus; double-strand break repair via homologous recombination
Cellular component (GO): proteasome regulatory particle, lid subcomplex; proteasome complex
Source: RefSeq, a predicted model, not a curated record